AUGGCGGCACUGGAUAUGGCGACGAUAACGAAAUAUCUGGAGAGAUCGAUGGAGAAUUGUUCGUUGACUAACCGGAGAAGGAGUGUCGGACUCGGAGAUGGGUUUGGUAUGACGGACGAGAGCGACGAUCAUAUCUCGAUCUCAGAUACAACCUUGGAGCUCAAUUCUCACAUCUCUAUUCCGUCUCAUUUAGAACAGUGUCUUGAUCUCAAGACAGGAGAGAUUUACUACGUCAACUGGAAUGAUGGAACGAGAGUGAAGGAAGAUCCGAGCAAAUCGGUAAGCAGCAGCAACAACGGAGGAGAUCAGUUCAGUGGAGAGUCGUGUGAAACUGUGUUUUCAGAAGAAGAUAGCUCGUAUUGUGAAAGCGAAGAGUCUUCGUCAGAGUCAUCGAGAGAGCAUCACAAAGAAGAGAAUGAAGAGGUUCUUGUGGUAGCUGGUUGCAAAGCUUGUUUCAUGUACUUCAUGGUACCAAAACUCUUGCAGGAUUGCCCCAAAUGUGCAUCUCAGCUUCUCCACUUUGAUCGACCUCACUCUGCUUCAUAUUGA
This is a messenger RNA of Microthlaspi erraticum, 549 nucleotides long. The record is from the annotation of a GenBank genome assembly. NCBI's taxonomy places the organism in Eukaryota, Viridiplantae, Streptophyta, Magnoliopsida, Brassicales, Brassicaceae.